Messenger RNA from Musa acuminata subsp. malaccensis (wild Malaysian banana), 2554 nucleotides. The record is from RefSeq and is a predicted model, not a curated record. Lineage: Eukaryota; Viridiplantae; Streptophyta; Magnoliopsida; Zingiberales; Musaceae.
UGGUCCGAAUUCUCUAGGGUUAGGGAUAGCGACGAGGGCUGGGGUUCUUCUCUUUCCGCCCGAAGCCAAUCUGGUCCUUUCGGGGUUGCGAGUUUGGUUUCGCGAGGGGCGCGCUGUUGUGCCCCGAUCGAUCACGGGCUCGAUUCUUGGUUGGAGCGGGAAGCAGGCGCCGGAGGUGGAGCGAUGAGGAGAUCGAAGCUGGAAUCGUCGAUUCCUGUGAGUCGGAAGAGGUUUGUGCAGUUCCUGCUCGGUGUAGGGCUGCUUUACCUCUCCUUCCUACUCCUCUGCGAGCUCCCUUUCGUAUCCCGCCGCUUCGCGCCUGGAGCCGGCGGGCUUAUCGGAAGCGACGUCGUCGCCCGCCGGGUCGCACUCGACAGCGAGGAGGAGAGCCAGGGGAAGUAUGCACCGGUUCGCCCCUUCAUAUUCCCUUAUCGGCAGGCGCAGUCCUCCCCCGCUCCCUUCCAGCGACGGCCGCCACCCGAUCGGCGGGGCCGUCGCUUGCCGGCCUUGUCUGGGUUGGCGCUGAUGGAGCUCAAUGCCAGCGGAAUUGGAGCCUUCUCGGAGCUCCACAAGUCGGCGAGGGACGCGUGGGAGGUGGGAAAGAGGUAUUUUGAGGAGCUGCAAGCUUCACCGGCGCCAUCUGCAGCGGCACCACUGCAAGAGAGCCGGGCAGAGGAGAGAUGCCCAAACUCGAUCAUGCUGUCGGGCGCAGAGUUCCAGGAGCGAGGGAGAGUAUUGGUGCUCCCCUGUGGGCUCACGUUGGGUUCCCAUAUUACUCUGGUGGCAAGGCCGCGCCGGGCGCACGCUGAAUAUGACCCAAAGAUUUCGUCUUUGAAGGAAGGUGAGCAGGCUAUUAUGGUGUCGCAGUUCAUGAUGGAGCUGCAGGGGCUCAAGACGGUGGAUGGUGAAGAUCCGCCUAGGAUCCUCCACUUCAACCCCCGAUUGAAGGGUGAUUGGAGCGGGAAACCGGUGAUUGAGCAGAAUACUUGCUAUCGCAUGCAGUGGGGAUCACCUCAGCGGUGUGAGGGCUGGAAGUCCAAGGCGGAUGAGGAGACUGUUGAUGGGCUGGUGAAGUGUGAAAAAUGGAUUCGUGAUGAUGAUAACCGGGUGGAGGAAUCUAAGAUGUCAUGGUGGUUCAGCCGUUUGAUUCGUCGAACAAAGGUCUCACUUGAUUGGCCAUAUCCAUUUGUAGAAGACAAGUUGUUUGUUCUAACGCUUAGUGCCGGUUUAGAAGGUUAUCAUGUGAAUGUUGAUGGGAAGCAUAUAACAUCCUUCCCUUAUCGCACUGGUUUUGUUCUGGAGGAUGCCACUGGACUGUCAUUGAAUGGUGACCUUGAUAUUGAUUCAAUAUAUGCUGCUUCAUUGCCCUCCACACAUCCUAGUUUUGCCCCACAACGGCAUCUAGAAUUGUCUGCUCAGUGGCAGGCUCCUCCAUUUACUGACGAGCCUGUCGAACUCUUUAUCGGCAUACUUUCUGCAGGAAACCAUUUUGCGGAACGCAUGGCUGUGAGAAAAUCAUGGAUGUCUGCAGUCAGGAGAUCGUCAAAUGUGGUAGCUCGGUUCUUUGUUGCUCUGCAUGGUCGAAAGGAGGUGAAUAUGGAGCUAAAGAAGGAGGCAGAGUUCUUUGGGGACAUUGUUAUAGUGCCUUUCAUGGAUAAUUAUGAUCUAGUUGUGCUGAAGACAAUUGCAAUAUGCGAAUAUGGGGUUCGAACAGUAUCUGCCAAGUAUAUAAUGAAGUGUGAUGAUGACACAUUUGUAAGACUCGACUCAGUUCUAAAGGAAGUAAAGAAAGUUCCAGCUGAUAAAAGCCUUUAUAUAGGGAAUAUUAAUUACUACCACAAGCCCUUGCGUUCUGGAAAGUGGGCAGUCACAUAUGAGGAAUGGCCAGAGGAGGAUUAUCCGCCUUAUGCUAAUGGUCCAGGCUAUGUUGUAUCAGCUGACAUUGCACAUUUUGUGAUUUCGGAGUUUGAGAAGCAUACACUAAGAGUAAGAUCCAUUAACUUGUAUCUUAAUGCAUCAUUUCUUAGACUAAUAAUUCACAUAAUUAAACUAGAUUCUCCUUGUGUUAUUUUAAAAAUAUUUGAUGUAGCACUGGUUUGUUUGACAUGGAAGAACAAGAAAAAAGUUCACGAACACAUGCAUGCUUAUCAACCUAACUAGUUAAUGGCCUUUUGUCCUUCACUGGCUCUCAUAUUUCUUGGAAGUGAUAAUAUUUCUUCUUUUUUUGGGAAUAGUACAAAAUUUUCAAUUCUUUAAAUAGCAUAAUUUUUCUAAUGAUCUUCAGGCCUUUAUAGCAUACAUUACAAAAAGUUUUCUCUUGAAAGAAGCAAAAGAGAACAGAUGGUACUUUCUAAUGCGCGGCUGUAAGAUCCAUAAAAUUGCAAGCCUUUAAAAUGUUAUAAAUGUUGAAGUGGAUGAUGUUAAGGGGAUUCGACUUAUACCAUUUUGUAUAACUGGAGAUGGAAAACAUAAUUCUUUGUCAGAUACAUACAAAGAUUGGUUUAGGUUUUUGGGCUUUUAGGACUUUCUGAGACGCUCUAAAAAGUUUUCUUUU